Messenger RNA from Penicillium argentinense, 4713 nucleotides. RefSeq names its product CORVET complex membrane-binding subunit VPS8. Gene Ontology annotation, biological process: protein targeting to vacuole; endosomal vesicle fusion. The coding region runs from base 1 to 4713 and encodes 1570 amino acids. The record is from RefSeq and is a predicted model, not a curated record. Gene Ontology annotation, cellular component: late endosome; HOPS complex. NCBI's taxonomy places the organism in Eukaryota, Fungi, Ascomycota, Eurotiomycetes, Eurotiales, Aspergillaceae. The transcript is spliced from 2 exons.
AUGAGCUCGAUGGCUGAGGGCAGCGAAGGCUGGGCACGGGAGGAUGAGCUUGACCUGGGCCAGGAGGCAGACGAAACCCAACAACUUGACCAUGAUCCCAUCGAUCGACGGCGGCGCUCCCCGCAGGAGUCAGGCGAAGAGGAGGCCCUGGCCGAACUCGAAGAAUUGGACACGAUAGAUAAUGCGCAGGACCAGGCGUCAGAGAGAACGGUCCAGCCCACAGACGCCGGUCUUCCCCAAACGCCGCCCAACAGACACUCCGAGUUUGCAGGGGCCGUAGGGAGCCUGGAUGGAGCAUCCUCAACCCCGGACGACUCGCCGUCCCUUCAUGUCAGUGCUGCGAUCGGGGGUGCGCCCGCCCGCCCCAGACUGUUCGCUAAUCGAUCGCAGGGUUCUGUAUUGUCCUCGCAGAGUAGUAGCGCUCUAGCUCCGAGAAACUCGCCCCGAAUCAGUCCCAGCCCAGGCCAUCGUCCGUUCGACCUCCGCUUCCAAUCCCGUCUAUCUUCAUCGCCUCUCGGCGUCUCAAGAACUGGCUCGCCGUUCCUGGCGCAUCUUCAUUCUCGACAAUCGUCCAUCACAAGCCAGCUCUCUCCCACCCCCGAAUCUGACCGUGAGACAUCUGCGAACCCCUGGGAUGUUGUGCGUUGGACGAAAUUACGAAAGAUCACCGGACAGGCAUUUUCAGAAAUUGGAAAGCGCAAUUUUGGUCGACCAACCUGUUUAACAGUUUCAACGAGCAUCAUGAUUGGCACUUCCAAGGGGAUCAUUCUCGUCUUCGACUACCAGCAAAGUUUGAAAACCAUUAUUGGAACAGGGACGAAAGCUUUAUCUGCUGACCAUUCGACCGUGGCUGGGGGUCAUGAUUCGGGGGAUAUUUUUACCUGGGAAAUCGCGCGGUCUGCAAAACCGUUCCUCCAUAUCCCGCCAAUCCCGGCGAACCAACUUGAAAUCCGGGUUUCUGAUGGCCACAUCGCGGGAUCUUCAGUGAUUCAUAUUGGGUUUCUCGGGACUCGCCGUACGGCGGUCGUCUCGGCAGAUACGAGAGGAAUGGCAUUUUCACAUUUGGCAACGCGAGGCAUGGGUGCAGUCGGGCGCACGGUAAAAACAUCUCGGGUCCUUGGCCGGUAUCCGCCAACUGCGCCGGAGGAGCGUCGACGAAAGCCCAGUUCCGUCUUGGCCUUCUCGCCGCUUCCUCUCGGCAACGUCGAACAACCAUCGGAUUCAUUAGGACUUGUUGCCAUGCUGACACCUUAUCUUCUCGUAAUUGUGUCGACCACCCCAGUCGCACAAACUCAGCAUAAAACGCCGCGUCCAAAAGAAGUCCCGGCCCACAGCGCCAUGACGGGAGCAUUGGCUUGGUUCCCAGCCAUUCGGCUGAAAGGAAAAGAUAGCCAAACUUCAAAUACAAAGCUCGUCUACUGCUGGUCCAACGUCCUGACUGUUCUUGAGGUUUCGGAGGCAGAAGCAGAAGAGCCCAGUGACAAAGACAAGCCACCGAGUCUGUUAUUCAGAGCGCGCAGCAGAUGGAAGGCAGAUGAGGCCAUCGUGGCUGUUCAAUGGCUGAGUCGGUCUGUACUAGCGGUAUUCACCAUCACCCAACGACUCUUGAUCCUCGAGGACUAUUCCAUGCACGUGACGGAUUCUAUUGACCUCGCAUUUCGACAUAUAUACCAUGUCGACCUCUUUUCAUCACAGCUUCACAACCUGGUCGAACAGCUCGAUGAAAACGAUACCUCCAUGCACGGUGUUGUAGCAGACGCGUUCUAUAUGAGUUUCCGUGCUUACAAAGGACGAUUGUUCCUGCUCGGUUAUAACGAGGCUCUUGUCGGCAGCCUAUCAAAUUGGGCUGACCGACUUCUAGCUCUAAUGGAAGCUGGUGAUUUCAUUGGUGCUAUACGACUAGCGACUUCCUACUACACAGGCACUGCGGAAAAACUUACAGUUGGCCUUCCUGAAGAAGACAGUUUGAGACAGCCCAUUGUCCAAGAGAAACUCCUAGAGAUGAUAUCCGCGUCUCUCAAGUACGCCUUUGGCCGCAACACCGAGGCGGACAACGAACGUCUAGGGAACCCGCAGCUUGAGGAACUAGCUGAGGUAUCCAUUGAUGCCUGCAUAUACAUGGCAGACGAGGGGUUUCUUUGGGAGGAAGUCUUCAUUUGGUUUGAAGAGAAUGAUUCCGCAGGGAUAUUCCUGGACGUUCUCGAACCACGCAUUGUUGAUGGUGUCAUUCGCUCGCUUCCUCCUACCGCAGUGAAAGCUCUGAUCAAUCAUUUCGUCAAAACCCACUCUGCUGGCCGGCUUGAAGAGAUCAUAUGUCUUCUUGAUACUACGACAAUGGACAUUGAUCAGGUGACCAUAUUAUGCAAACAAUACAACUUGUAUGAUGCAUAUAUUUACGUUUGGAACCGCUGUUUAGCAGAUUACGUGGGACCUCUGGAGGAUCUUAUACAAUUUAUUCCCACCGAGACGGAGUCUCUGGCCAACGGGGACUACGCCGUCGAGCUGAGACGGCAUACGAACGCGAUGAAAAUGUUUCCUUACUUGUCUUUUGUUCUCACGGGCCGCGUUUACCCGACUGGCGAUGAUCUCGAUGAAGUCGAAGCAUCACAGGCCAAACUCGCCUUGUAUCAAUAUCUCUUCUCGGGCCAUCGGUCUGGCACAGGGCCCAGCGCUGUUUCUGAAGAGAUCGAUUCGUUCUCGCAGCUUCGAGCGAUUCUCAAGUUUGAUGCUUCGAGUUUCAUGAGCAUGCUCAAUGAAGCAUUCGAGGACAGUUUCCUGAACGAGCCUGAUUCAGAGGAUGGCCCGACCGCAGGUGCAUCAAUUAACCGACAGUACCUGAUCAGCAUUCUGCUUCAGGUAAUGGAUCCGUCCGCAUUUGCCGCCACUGAUAUCAUUUACUUGGAUAUGUUUGUGGCUCGCAACCUUCCCAAAUAUCCGCAGUACAUCCUUCUUUCUGGCACAACUCUUCAUGAGGUCCUUGUCCGGCUGUGCAAGUACCCGGAAGAGGACAUGGCAGAUGAUUGCGAGUUGAGUACUGAGUACUUACUUUCUUUCUACCAUCCGGCAGACAUUCAAAGCAUGAUACCCUUGUUUAGAGAUGCUCGUUUCUUCCGGAUCCUCAAGUCGACACGCCGCUCCGAGAAACAAUAUCCGCAAUGGAUCAUGACAUACCUCGAUGACCCAAACGACAAAGAAUCCAUUUUUAGUGCUCUUCAGGACUGUCUCCGUUCCGGUUCCGGUCUAGGAAAGAAACAAAGAAGGGAUGUUGUUGAUGUGGUGAAAGAACAUGCCGGGCAAAUUGCCGCCAUUGAUGUGAUCAGGACUGCUCAGACGAUGCAGGAACUGAUCCCCGAGGUUCAUUCCAGGUUCCUCCAGGUACUAGAGACGGAUAAUCACAAACAAUACCAGUAUCUCUUGGUCCUUGUGGAGCCUCAGAGCAAGAGCGGAGAAAGUCGACGUCUUCCAUCGGUGGAGAAUUGGAUGAUUGAGCGCUACGUGCAGCUUCUAUGCAAGUACAAUCCAUCUCACGUCGCGGAAUUUGUUGAUGGUCUACGUGCUGGUGAUAUUUAUCUGGAAGCACUUCUUCCUUCCAUUGAGGAAAGUGGUGCCAUUGAUGCAGCUGUUAUUCUACUUGCGCGGCAAGGCGAGGUGCGGCCAGCCCUGAACCGUCUCGUCACACACUUGAGUACCCUCGAGUCAGGCCUAGUGGGUAUCAUCCAUAGUAUGAGCGAGGCUCCAGACACGGUCAGCACGACCGAGGCAGUCGACGACCUCUUGGAGUCUCUGAACAAGUAUGCAGGAGUCGGGACCUGGCUUUGCCAGGGCCAGACCAAGACAGCCAAGCAGAGCCGUCCGGCUACGAAUGGCCAUUCGGGCGCAUCACCACUUGAACAGCCCUUGGACUUUGACGAGGGCCUUUGGCUGGACCUCAUCGAGGCCGUGGUUCGCAUCGCCAGCAAUGUCUUCGCGUUGAUGCGGGACCAUCAGCUUAAGGACGCCGCGCAAGCCCAGACUGACUCACCCCUGGGUGGCGAGAGUGGUCGGUUGACGACAUCUUUCCGAACCUUGGUCCAGCAGGUGUUUUCUGCUUUGUUGGCCAGCACUGUCAAGGGUGGCACCCCUUCGAUGGGCGAACGAACCGACCUAUCCUUCCUUCGUAUCCUCCGGUCGUUCCUGACUCGGGCCGCUAGCUGGUCACCUUCUCUGCUCGAAUUACGGGCCGUUCUCGCCUCAUUCUUCUCCGCCUACUCCUAUGAAAAGUCGCUCCUGACCCUGGCUAAUGGCAUGCUCGAUCGCGACUUGUUCGUGCAUGUGGACGAGGUCACUCGGCUGCGGCAGCAUGGGUGGCGCCCUCGUGGACAAGUCUGUGAAGUGUGCCGGCGACGGAUCUGGGGUCCUAAUGCCGGCUCUCUAUACUGGGCCGCGUGGGAAAAGAAUCAGCACGAUGAGCACCAGCGUCGCAUCGCCAAGCGUCUCGAGGAGGGUCGUGAUCCGGUCCUGGAGCGGGGCAAGGGCAAAGCCGCUGCCGUGGCAUCGAGUCAGCCGCUACAUCUACUAGCUCAACGUAUCGGAACGAACUCUGUCGAGCAUGAGCACGAUACUCUAGAUGGAGAUGAAUCAGGGGCCAGUGUGCCCGGGUCGCUCGAGCAGAUCCCCCUGAACCGGUGGUCGUUUUCUCGUGCCGGCAUCUCUAUCAUCGCCAGUGUGUUCUAG